Komagataella phaffii GS115 is the source of this 1506-nucleotide messenger RNA. Its product is annotated as Putative mitochondrial metallopeptidase. The coding region runs from base 1 to 1506 and encodes 501 amino acids. Gene Ontology annotation, molecular function: metalloaminopeptidase activity; manganese ion binding. NCBI's taxonomy places the organism in Eukaryota, Fungi, Ascomycota, Pichiomycetes, Pichiales, Pichiaceae. The record is from RefSeq and is a predicted model, not a curated record. Gene Ontology annotation, cellular component: mitochondrion. The transcript has a single exon.
AUGAGCCCGUGUCAUAGUAGACUCUAUGGGGCUGUCUGUAGAAGGUUCUUCUCAUCUGGCCGUUUCCACGGAGCAGAGUUUACUAGCGGCCAGCCGCUUUUCGAAAAUAGACCACAUAUGGUUCGAGAAGGUGAACUGACUACUGGAAUUUCAGCCCAAGAAUAUUAUGAAAGAAGACUUCGUUUGGCCAAGAAUAUGACUCGGGCGAGUAUUGCCAUUCUUCCAGGUCAAUCUAUAAGAUACGCGUCGGGAAGUGUGUUUUAUCAAUUUCAACAGAACACUGAUUUAUACUAUUUCACUGGAUGGAAUGAACCUGAUUCUGUGGCUAUCAUUGAAAAACCAACUGAUAAGUUAGAAGAUGUUGUAUUUCACAUGUUGGUUCCUCCAAAGGAUAAGACUGCUGAACAAUGGGAAGGUUAUCGUACAGGCGUACAAGGAGUCCAGGAAAUUUUCAAUGCUGACGAGGCUGACACCACCAAAAAUGUAGCAUCUUACGUCUCGAAGCUAUUGAACAGGAACAGCACAGUGUUCUAUGAUUUUGAGGACGCUUCCGAGUUGACGUUAACCUCUCUAUACAACAAGUUCUUUCAAAAAUCAAACUCCAAAUUUUCUGGCACGCUUGAAUCUCUUUUGAAGGAGCAUAGAGUAUCUGUUAAGUCUCUCUCAUACAUUUCUAAUUCUUUAAGAGCAGUCAAGUCACCUGCGGAGCUUGAUGUUAUGCGAUUGGCAGGCAAAAUUUCAGGAAGAGCCUACAAUCAAGCUUAUGCCCAACGGUUCCCAACGGAGAAACAUUUAUGUGCGUUCUUGGAGUAUCAAUUCAUAGCAGGUGGCUGCGACAAAUCAGCCUACGUCCCAGUCGUCGCAGGAGGAGACCAUGCUCUUUGUAUCCAUUACACCAGAAAUGAUGAUGUGUUCAAAGAAGACUCCUUGGUUUUAGUUGAUGCUGGGGGGAAUUUGGGAGGAUAUUGUGCCGAUAUAUCUCGAACAUGGCCAGUCAAUGGGAGAUUCACGGGUCCUCAAAAGGAGUUAUACCAAGCAGUGUUGAAUGUGGAAAAGAAAUGCAUAGAAUAUUGUACAGAGAGCUCUAAUAUGUCCUUACAAGAUUUGCAUAAUGAGAGCGUAAAACUCAUGACUAGAGAGCUUCGUAAUUGUGGAUUUAGCGGCUUGACCCAAUGGGAAACAAUGAAAUUAUACCCUCAUUACAUUGGACACAACUUGGGAAUCGACGUCCAUGAUACUCCUGGUUAUGCUCGUAACAAAAAAUUUCAGGUUGGAAAUGUAGUUACUGUCGAACCAGGUGUUUAUGUGCCCGAAUCAAAUAAUUACCCCAGUUCAUUUAGAGGUAUCGGAAUUAGAAUUGAGGACGAUGUUGCCGUUGGAAAAGAUUCCAAUAUAGUUUUGACUGUCGAAGCCGCAAAAGAAAUAGAGGAUAUCGAGAGCAUAGCCGCCAAUGGUGUAACAACCCCUUUGUCAGAGGUUGUGAAUGUUUGGAGAGAUAUCAAAUGA